Molecule: messenger RNA, 516 nt
Organism: Trichoplax adhaerens
Lineage: Eukaryota; Metazoa; Placozoa; Uniplacotomia; Trichoplacea; Trichoplacidae
Exons: 1
Biological process (GO): regulation of synaptic transmission, glutamatergic; G protein-coupled glutamate receptor signaling pathway
Cellular component (GO): membrane
Molecular function (GO): adenylate cyclase inhibiting G protein-coupled glutamate receptor activity
Source: RefSeq, a predicted model, not a curated record
AUGAUCUAUACUAUUGAUCACUUCAUAAAUAACAAUUCAAAGUUAUUACCUGGAAUUAAAGUUAACUAUAAAAUAUUAGAUUCCUGUUCAUCAAGACAUGCAGCGGUGACUUUCCUUACUUCAAGUCUGGCCGCAUCUGUAACAGAAAGUUGCCAACAACUUGGUAGCAAUAAUGCAGUAGUCUCUAACCAUUCAUCGUCAACUGGCCAUGUUCCUACUAUUGGCGUAGUAGCGGAGAAAACAGAAAGCAUUACAACAGCUCUUGCAUCAUAUACAAGUAGCUUAUACUUACCGCAAGUAAGUUAUAACUCAGAUAGUACUUUACUCAACGAUCGUAGAUUAUUUCCAUACUUUUUUAGAACUACAUCACCAUUAGAGCUUCAAGUACAGGCAAUCGCUGAUAUCGUGGCUUAUUUCAAUUGGAAUUGGGUUUCAAUAGUAAUAGGGGGCUUGGAUACUUUCAACAAUCUACAAAAAAUUCUAUUUUCACCUUUUGAAAAUCACAGUAUCUGUAUA